GUGGCCGACAGCUUCAGAAGGGCGCUGCUGUCUGAGCAGGAAACUGCAUCUUCAGACGAGCGCCUUGCCGCCCAGAGGACCUGCGGACGCACGCGGCGCCCGACGGACCCCCUCGGCAGACACUCGCUUGUCCCGCGCCGGGUCGCAGGCAACCCCGCGCCGCUGUACCUGCCGAGCUCCGGACUCUUCCCAGGGCGCCCAGAGGAUGCUCAGGCCGCUGGCGGCCGCUCCGGGGCAGUGCUAAGAGGCAGAGCUUCUGCCCCUUCCCUGCUGCUCUCCUCUGGUGCCACAGCUACCCGCGGCGGGUCGAGCAUGGUGAUUUUUCCCUGAAGCCCCCUGACUCUAGAAGUCUGAACAGAUGCCCACCAUGAGGCUGUUAACUUGCUUCCUGCAUUUCCUGGCCGGGCUGGCACUGCCCGCUGUGCCCCCGCAGCAGUGGGCCUUGUCUACCGGGAACAGCUCAUCGGAGGUGGAAGUGGUGCCCUUCCAAGAGGUGUGGGGCCGCAGCUAUUGCCGGACCUUGGAGAGGCUGGUGGACAUCGUGGCCGAGUACCCGGGUGAGAUGGAGCACAUCUUCAGCCCGUCCUGCGUCUCCCUGCUGCGCUGCACCGGCUGCUGUGGUGAUGAGAACCUGCACUGCGUGCCAGUGGACACGGUCAAUGUCACCAUGCAGCUCCUGAAGAUCCGUGCUGGAGACCCACCCUCUUAUGUGGAGAUGACGUUCUCUCAGCAUGUCCGCUGUGAGUGCAAACCACUACGGGACAAGAUGAAGGCUGAAUGGAGGAGACUCAAGGGCAGGGGGAAGAGGAAGAGAGAGAAGCAGAAACCCACAGACUGUCACCUGUGCGGUGAUGUGGCUCCCCGGAGGUAACCGGCUCCUCGGAGGAGAGACCUCACGCCGGCUGCUCGUGUAUUUAUUACCGUCACACUCUCAGUUACCUCCCCGCUGCUCCCUGCCCCCUAUUUAUUCGCCAACUGUAUCCCUGCUGAAUGGCUCACGCCCUCCAAGACGAGGGGCAGGGAGGGUCAGGACCCUCAGGAAUUCAGUGCCUUAAACAGAACGAGAGAGAACUAAAGAAGCCAGCCAUGGACCCAUGGGAGCUUCGGCUUGGGAAGAAGCAAGACACAUGGCCUUGGGAGGGGGCAAGCCAGGACUCAGAGGCCUUGGGGUCUGCAGGGGAGAGAACACCAUGUGUUCCUGGGACCCCAGGCUCUGCACGGGCAAGCAGCCUUCUUUGGGAGUCUGGGAGAAGGCCAGCAUGGGUGGAAGGACCAGCCGAACAUGCGCAUUUCCCUCCUCCUGGUUGCCACUUCGCAGCCUGCAGGCAGAAUGUUCAGCCGUGCAGGUGGAGCCUGUGAUUGUCCCAUGUUUUUGCCACCUGCCGUUUGGUCCCAGCCAAGGCCUUGCACCCUGCCCACACACAGGGAUGCAGGCAGAGUGGGCCGCAGGUUGGGCAAGAAACAGGUCACCAAGGAGGGACUUUUGUGUUCCCACCCCAGUGGCCAUGGAAAAAGAAACUGCUUCCCCCAGGGCCCUUGAGCCCCCCACAGGCCGUACAACUGCCAAGCCAGAUUCUCUUGAAUAAAGUAUUCUAGUCUGAAUGUGGUUGUGUGUGUCCAGCGUGUGUCUGUUGGGGCAGAGGGCCAUAGCAGCAGAUGAAAGCAGGACAGGUACGGGCCAGAGCGGGAAGGGGAGGAAAGGAAGUGCUUGCCACAGAAGAUCAGGUCGCCACUGGGUCACUCACAUGCCAUGUCACAGGCAUAUUAAAGUGUCGCCCACCUCCCCAGCCCCAUUACUGCACUUGGAACCCAGUCUCCUGCUUACAGGCACCGUGGGAAGCAGCAGGGGACAGCUCAGGGAGUUGGGCUCCCGGCUUUGACCUGCCCGGACUUGACUGUUGUGUGCAUUUUGGGGAAGGUAAACCAGUGCACAGACGAUCUCUGCCUUUCAAAUGAAUACAAU
Messenger RNA from Ochotona princeps (American pika), 1963 nucleotides. It is a transcript of the gene PGF, whose product is annotated as placental growth factor. Gene Ontology annotation, molecular function: chemoattractant activity; vascular endothelial growth factor receptor binding; growth factor activity. Gene Ontology annotation, biological process: response to hypoxia; vascular endothelial growth factor receptor signaling pathway; positive regulation of protein phosphorylation. Gene Ontology annotation, cellular component: membrane. Lineage: Eukaryota; Metazoa; Chordata; Mammalia; Lagomorpha; Ochotonidae. The record is from RefSeq and is a predicted model, not a curated record. The transcript is spliced from 7 exons. Bases 359 to 871 code for a protein of 170 amino acids.